UCAGAGGAACUGGAGUUGGGGGGCGAGGCGCCAGCCGGCCCCGCCCCUCAGGCCGGUCCCACCCAUCAGGGCAGCCCCGCUCCUCCUGCCGUGGCGUGGCCGGGCGUGGCGCGAGGUGGGCGCUGCCGCGCCAGCAGCCCUGUGGCGGCGACGACGAUGGACCCGGAGCCCGCGAGCCGUGCGGAAGGAGGAGAAGCAGUUGCAGCCUCGGGAGCUGCGGCCGCCGCGACGUUCAGGGAAUCGGCUCGGCAGGUGAAUAGUGAAAGAGGCUUUGAAAAUGUAGAACUGGGAGUCAUAGGAAAGAAGAAGAAAGUCCCGAGGAGAGUCAUCCACUUUGUAAGUGGUGAAACAAUGGAAGAAUACAGCACAGAUGAAGAUGAGGUUGACGGCCCGGAGAAGAAAGAUGUUUUGCCUACUGUUGAUCCGACAAAACUCACCUGGGGCCCCUACUUAUGGUUUUACAUGCUUCGAGCUGCCACGUCAACCCUUUCAGUGUGUGACUUUCUUGGAGAGAAGAUUGCAUCUGUUUUGGGCAUCAGCACCCCAAAAUACCAAUAUGCCAUUGAUGAGUAUUACCGGAUGAAGAAGGAGGAAGAAGAAGAAGAAGAAGAAAACAGGAUGCCUGAAGAAGCAGAAAGACAAUACCAGCAGAAUAAACUGCAGGCUGAUUCCAUUGUCCAGAGGUAUCAACCAGAAACAGUGGUAUCCAGUUCAUUUGUGAAUCUCAAUUUUGAAAUGGAGGGAGACUGUGAAAUAAUUAUGGAAAGCAAACAAAAUCCAGUCUCUGUCCCGCCAUAGAAUGACUAUCAAACUUCAAACUUUAGGGUUUUUGUAAUACCAGGAACUUUCACAUUCUUUAUUCAGUGGGACUUAAUACAAUUAUUUAUAUUUUAAAUUAUUAUCUGGAAAGGGAAAAAUGUUUCUUCAUUCUUAGGCUCUAUCUAGCAAAAGCCAGAUCUGAAAUUUGAUAUUUGUACUGUGCUUUUACUGUGUGUCACAUUAGUGCUUUGGUUUUAAAAUGUUCUUUAAAGAAAUUAAGGACAUUCUAGAGCCCUAAUUGCCAAUUAAGCGUUAAAUUAUCAAGCUUGUCUGUUAUUGGUGUUUUAAGAAAAAAAUAGUUAAAUUACUAAGACUAAUUGGAGCUGAUCUUCCUAGUCUCAGAUUAAAAUGAGGAUUUUCCCCCCUUAGAUUUUCUCAUGUUGUUUUACAUUUAUAUAUCUAACCAUUACAUUAAUUUCAUACUAAGGAUGGUUCACUGAGUGUGUAAUAAAAGGAGCAAGACAAAA
This is a messenger RNA of Neomonachus schauinslandi (Hawaiian monk seal), 1286 nucleotides long. It is a transcript of the gene FAM177A1, whose product is annotated as family with sequence similarity 177 member A1. The record is from RefSeq and is a predicted model, not a curated record. The transcript is spliced from 6 exons. The coding region runs from base 157 to 798 and encodes 213 amino acids. NCBI's taxonomy places the organism in Eukaryota, Metazoa, Chordata, Mammalia, Carnivora, Phocidae.